This is a messenger RNA of Venustampulla echinocandica, 1605 nucleotides long. RefSeq lists its product as uncharacterized. Gene Ontology annotation, cellular component: mitochondrion. The record is from RefSeq and is a predicted model, not a curated record. NCBI's taxonomy places the organism in Eukaryota, Fungi, Ascomycota, Leotiomycetes, Helotiales, Pleuroascaceae. The coding region runs from base 1 to 1605 and encodes 534 amino acids. The transcript is spliced from 8 exons. Gene Ontology annotation, molecular function: D-lactate dehydrogenase (NAD+) activity; FAD binding; D-lactate dehydrogenase (cytochrome) activity. Gene Ontology annotation, biological process: lactate catabolic process.
AUGAGUCCGGCACAGGAGAGCAUCAAAGAUGCCGAUUUCAUCCUUCCUCCCGAUGUGGACGCCAAAUCUUUCGUCGCUGCUAUGGAUGAGAUGCGCAAAGUCGUUGGCAGCGAGAAUCUCGAAAUCAUAACCGCGGCCAAGAUGAUGCCGGAUUCGGAUGGUCAUUAUUUCAAUCUUCCCCGAGAACACGAUCUCUUUUAUUGUUUGGAGAAAGACACAUUUCUUGCAAGCGCAGUCAUUGUUCCAGGUAGUGUUGAAGACGUUUCAGCCAUUGUAAAAUUAGCCAACAAGUAUCUCGUGCCAUUAUGGCCUAUCUCUCGAGGACGUAACCUUGGUUAUGGUGGUGCUGCACCACGACUUCGAGGAAGUGUUGUCCUUGACAUGGGUGGCCGGAUGAACAAAGUACUUAAUAUUGACGAUGAGCAUGCUACGGCUCUUUUAGAGCCAGGUGUAUCAUACUUUUCGCUCUAUGGUUACCUACAGAAUAAUGGCCAUAAGCACUUGUGGAUUGAUAGCCCAGAUCUCGGUGGUGGUUCCGUUGUCGGUAAUGCUCUUGAUCGAGGAGCAGGGUACACCCCGUACGGUGAACAUUUCUCGAUGCAUUGUGGCAUGGAAGUUGUUCUUCCGAAUGGCGAGAUCAUACGUACCGGAAUGGGUUCUCUGCCGGAGAACAACACAUGGCAGCUUUUUCAAUAUGGCUACGGUCCAUACCCCGAUGGAAUUUUCUCGCAGUCCAACUUUGGAAUUGUCACAAAACUGGGUAUAUGGCUCAUGCCAGAUCCAGGCAAUGCACCAACUAUCAGAAACACCUUGAUCGAUGCAGCCGUCUAUGCUCAAAAGGCCGAGUACAGCCUGUCCAAAGAGGUCCUUACCGAAACCGAAGUCGAUGAGAUUGCUAAGAAAAUUGGUGUCGGGCGCUGGAAUAUCUAUGGUGCACUAUAUGGCCCAGAGCCAAUGAGAAAGUUGCAAUGGGAAGUGAUUAGAAGCACGUUGAUGACAGUCCCUGGUGCGAGCUUCCAAUUCGCUGCAGACGUCGAAAAGGAACCCAAGGCCAAGGUCUUGCACAUGCGAGAGGAGACACUGAAGGGCAUCCCCAACACUUACGAGCUCGGAUGGCUGGAUUGGACAUGCAAGAAUGGUUCUCUGCUUGGGUUCUCGCCCAUUUCGCCAGUCACUGGUGCGGAUGCCUCAAGGCAGUACGAAAUGGUCAAGCGACGGUUCCAUGAAUUUGGGUUUGACUACAUUGGAACAUUCGUUGUUGGUUGGAGAGAGCUACACCAUAUCGUGUGCCUGACCUUUGAUAAGACUGACCCGGACUCACGUCGGAGGGCACAUCGCUGUAUUGAGCUUCUUAUUGAUGAUGCUGCCAAGCUUGGCUAUGGAGAGUACCGAACCCAUACUGCCUUCAUGGACCAAAUCGCCAGCGUCUACAACUGGAAUAACAACUCCACUUUGAGGUUCAACGAGACACUCAAAGAUGCUCUAGACCCCAACGGCAUAUUGGCGCCGGGGAAGAGCGGCAUUUGGCCAAAGCGGCUCAGGAAUAGGGGUUUCGAGAUUCAGCGAAGCUCUCCAACAUCGGACGGAGCUAGCAGCAAGCCCUAG